GAGAAAGUCGACUUUUCAUUUUAUCGAUAGUUGAAAGUGGACAAAAAAUUUGUUUUUUUUUCUCUCAGUUUAGUUAUUAUUUUGUACAAUUGGCAUAAUCAAUAAACAGCAAGUGGUGUUUUCGCGAUAUAAAGGCGACGUCAUUGUAAUUACAUAUGUAGUUGUUGGGGCUACUUGCUGAUAUUGGUUCACCUUGAUAGGGGUAGUGGAAAUAUUACCAUUUACUUCGUCUAACUUAUCGGGCAUAUCCAACUUCACCCACUGACAUUACAUCAAAAUGAAGAAGAUUUUUUCUAAAUUCGACAAAAAUGAAAAGCUUGAGUCACAUCACAACUCCACAAAGGAAGUAAAUAGCUUUGUUGGGAAAGUGUUUACUGUUGGACGUGUCACGGUUACUAUAGAGGAUGUUCUGGCGGAAGGAGGAUUCGCCAUGGUGUUCCUUGCAAGAGGAAAUGUGGGCAAUACAAAAUAUGCGCUUAAGCGAAUGUAUGUCAACAAUGAACACGACCUUAACGUAGCUAAGAGAGAAAUACAAAUCGCAAGCAAUCUAAAUGGCCACAAGAAUAUAAUAGGAUAUAUUGAUUCCAGCAUAACACAUACUGGAAAUGGGGUUUGCGAAGUACUGUUACUAAUGCCGUAUUGUAAAAAUCAUAUGCUGUCUAUGAUGAAUGCGCGCUUACAAGUAGGGUUUACGGAACAGGAAGUUUUGACUAUAUUCUGUGAUAUCGCCGAAGCAGUCUCUAGACUACAUUAUUGUCAAACUCCAAUUAUACAUCGUGAUUUGAAAGUAGAAAAUAUUUUACAAAAUGAUGCCGGAAACUUUGUUCUCUGCGAUUUUGGAUCAGCAACGGCGAAAGUUUUAAAUCCCCAACAGCAUGGCGUUUCUGCUGUGGAAGAGGAAAUUCAGAAAUAUACGACACUCUCAUACAGAGCACCUGAAAUGGUAGAUCUUUUUAGUGGAAAAAAUAUAACAACAAAGGCUGAUAUUUGGGCACUGGGAUGUUUGUUGUAUAAACUUUGCUUUUUUACAUUACCUUUUGGAGAGAGCACCUUAGCCAUUCAGAAUGGGACUUUUUCUAUCCCAGAUAAUUCAAAAUAUUCUAGGGGCAUGCAUCAGUUGAUUCGAUUCAUGUUAGAGACCGAUGCGGAAAAACGACCAAAUAUUUGGCAAGUUUGCGAUGUUGCUUUUCGACUAAUUGGCAAAGACAAUCCGGUCCAGAAUUUGCAAAAAGUACCAGCUUUUACUCUUGAUCAGUUGCCAAUUCCACCAUUUGAAAGCGAAACUAAACGCACUUUGACAACAAUUACAAAAGCUGUCAAGCCGCAAACUGUCAAUAUAGUGGAAUCUGGUACAAGCGUGGCACCAAGACAAAGGCCUAAGGGAUCUUCAGCCGUCAACAUACAGAAACCGCUAGGAUUAGGUUUGCCACCAAGUCCUUCUCCACGUACCAAUAUUACAUCCCCUCAACCUCAACAACCAGUAGCGGAACAAUUUCAAGUUAACUUCCCCACCACUGCAAAUGUAGAUUUAUCGAAUACGACUACCGUGAAGAGCUCGUCCGAAGUACUUGUCAAUGCAACAAGCUCCAAUAAUAUCCCUUCCGAAAAAUUGAGUAGUUUGUUUGAUGCAACCGGGUUCCCAGAUCCAUUUAGCGAGUCUAUUGCGCCCAAAGCACAGCAAGAUGAAAGCGUGGAUAGAAAUAUUGUAUCUUCAAAGGACACAAGUGUGGAAUCAUCUAAUGUAUGCGAUCAACUUCUGUCGCCCCCAAAAACUUCCCUGCAAAAUGCUGCAUCUGGACAUCGUCGUAACGUUAGUGAUACUUCGGCUUUUAACAAAACGUUUGCGAAUGAAACUUCGCAGUUUCUUGCGCCAUAUGAUCAAUCUGUCAAGAGUCGCAGUGGCAAUAUGACUGAAGCUUCAGUUCCAGCAAACAAUUAUGGCGGUUCAAAUCCAGGAUUAUUUGUGCCUCCACCACAAUCAUCUAUUUCUAAUUCAGAACUAACAAGUACUUCUCAAACACAGCAAAUAAGCCGUUCCACAAUGCGAGACACCAUAGCAGCUCGAGUUGACGUCUGGAAUCCAUUUGAAGAACAACCAUUUAGUCAAAUGACCGAAGAUAAUAUAUUUGAAGCUGAAUUCGAUAAAAUACGCCAAAGAGGAAGUCAAGGAAGUAUUAACACAAAGUCUGCCUCGACUACUUCCACUUUAACACCUACAGAGACAAAUGUGGUUGGCACUGGAUCUAAUUCUACUGUUCCCCCAGCUACUGUUUCCAGUUCAACAACUACAGUUGGAUCUACACAACAGGAAGAUCCUUUUGGAUCAGCACCCUUCAGUUUGCCUCCUGGUUUGAAGGAGAAGACGGCAUCCCUACGUAAAACUGGAGCAAAAUAUCUUUUGGCAAGCAAUAACACAAGCGGUGUUUUUGGUUCAAAUACAAGUCAUAUUGUUGGCAGUGGUACUGGUAAUAUAAAUUUAUCAACAUCUUCAAAAUGGCUUCUAUCGCCGACGUUGGAGGUAAAUGAAGAAAGAACAUCCCUUAUAACCACUUUGAAAACAGACUAUGAUGGACAACCUCUACAACAAGAUGUCUCUUCAACAAUAAAUACCACUGGUACAUCAAUUCCUUUCGUAAAACUUGCUCUUGACGACCGAAAUAAAUAUGAAAAAUUACGUAGCAACGAAAUGGUGACCUCGGAUGACUCCGAUUCGGAAUUCUUCCAAGAAAAUUGCACUGCUAGUUGCGGUACCUCCAAAAAAGCAAUCUUUAAACAAAUUGUCACAAACAACAUUCCAGAUACAAUUCAUAAAAUUCAUCAGGCAGCAUAUCAUAAGGUAGACAAAACGCACAUUAAAGUUCCGAUUGUAAAAAAACUGAAAGAGAAAACAACAACAAAGAGACCGUCAUCAGCAGCUCACCAAGCUGCUCUGGAAGUAAAUGCAGUUUUGGAAGAACAUGAAAAACAGCAAAAGCAAGCCGAAAUGAUGGAAACUAUUGUCGAUGAUAUAAGUAAAUGUAAUGAUGACGCUGACUCCAUUGGUUCCGCUUCCGAUCUAAGGACAGAAGAUGACUUCUUCGAUGAGAAUCAUGUAAGUCAUAUAUCCCGAAAUAAUUGUAAAUUAAAACGACCCGAUUUGGACGGCGUAAGCGAAAGCGUGAAGACUUGCAGCUCAUCCGCAUACCAUGCCGAAUGUGAAUCGGUAACGACACACGAAGAUGAUAGUAGCCGCGUAGUGGUAAAAGUGCGUAUGCGAAAAAAAGACAGAAACUCUUGUGCUGCUUCCGCAAAUGAAGCUUUAGCUGUUGCAUCUGCCCUUUCGGACUUGAGCUGUGAACAAGAUGAACAUCCUUCAGAAUUCCUCAAUGCGUUUGGCGAUAAACCUCUACUUUUGGAUGACGAAUUAGACUAUGGCUCAGAGGAGACAGACUCUGCCUCCAAUCUAUACCAAACGCUCACAUCGAUACCAACAUAAAUACAUUCGAAGAAAGUAACGCUCUUAAAAUUGUAGUUAAUUGCAAAGACCAAGACGAACUAGAUGUUUUUGCAAUGGCACCGUUUAAUAAAAAAGAAAUUGGGAAUAUCAAAAAGAAACUACAUGGCAAAUAUAGCUCCAGGAAAAAAUCUAUUGACACAGUUGCAGGGAAUAUUCCGGACUCAAGUACGGAAAUGUGGACAUCGACGCCCAUUAAAUGUUUUGUUAAAACAAGUGAAAAAGAUGGGCCAACCAUUGUUUCGGGCCCAGACCAAGUUUUAGACAAUUUUAAUGAACCUGUCUUUAACCCUUUCGAAUAUGUUGAUAACAAACAACGUAGUAACAACAUUCAUAAGGAAGUACAAAGCUCAUCCCUUUACGGAACAGUAAAAGUCAUUUCAAAUAAUCCUGUUGAACCCUUGAACUCGGUAUGCCCUAAAAGCAAUUUUUUUGAAUCGGAUCCAUUCACCAGAAGUGCAGAAGAGUGUAGCAAAAAGAAAAAUAUGAAUCUAUACAAUCCUAAAGUAAAUAUCUAUAAAAGUUCUAAUACCACUAAAGAAGUCGGAACGGAUCCAACAGCUCAACUUGUAACUGUUAAUUCUUCCAUUAUUAUAAAUAAAACACCAGAACCAUAUAACGUGUCUAAGGAGGGCAGCAUUGUUACCAGGGCUCUAGCACCACAAAGUGGGUUGCCUGUAAAUGAGAAAAAAGAUCCCCCUCCAUACGCCAAUGUGCCUAUAUUCCAACCAAAUAAGUCUUCACAUGUUGAGCUUCCACAAAGGCAAACUGUGGUAAAUAGUUCCUUAGGUACGCCAGAACUCCUAACGGGUUGUACUCCAUAUCCA
This is a messenger RNA of Musca domestica (house fly), 4320 nucleotides long. Its product is annotated as AP2-associated protein kinase 1-like. Bases 278 to 3475 code for a protein of 1065 amino acids. Gene Ontology annotation, biological process: positive regulation of Notch signaling pathway; protein phosphorylation; regulation of clathrin-dependent endocytosis. Gene Ontology annotation, molecular function: AP-2 adaptor complex binding; protein serine/threonine kinase activity; ATP binding. NCBI's taxonomy places the organism in Eukaryota, Metazoa, Arthropoda, Insecta, Diptera, Muscidae. Gene Ontology annotation, cellular component: cytoplasm. The record is from RefSeq and is a predicted model, not a curated record. The transcript has 8 exons.